AUGUUAGCAUCUACUCUUGCCAUAGGCUACGAUGCGACAAGCUUUCAAGAAGAGGAAAGUGUGCCCACUAUGUUUUCUGCUCCUUCGGCGAGCCAGAAUGCCGUACCUGAAGAGGAAUUCGACCUCGGCGAAGAUAGAACGAGCUGUGACGAGCAAGCCUUGCCCCCGGAUUCUACCACAAGUCUGAUGGAUAAUACAGCCGCCUCAACUGGCCAUACGCCAGACGCCGGUACCAAGAAAAGGGGGAUCCAGGAUAGAAAAGGUGUGAUUUCUCGAAAACGCGGCCGUCCGUCAAAGAAUGCGUCUGCUGGACAAUCCACUGAGCCAAGUAGAUCACGCCGUCGUGGUCGUUCAAGAAGGAAUUGA
Radiomyces spectabilis is the source of this 366-nucleotide messenger RNA. RefSeq lists its product as uncharacterized. The record is from RefSeq and is a predicted model, not a curated record. Lineage: Eukaryota; Fungi; Mucoromycota; Mucoromycetes; Mucorales; Radiomycetaceae. The transcript is spliced from 4 exons. The coding region runs from base 1 to 366 and encodes 121 amino acids.